GUUGGUGAACUCAUACCCAACCCUUUCUUACUCCAAUUUUUUUGCUUAAAAAGUAGCCCUAAGAAGCUCAACAAAUUAGGACUCUCUUGCAGUUCACACAUACCAAAUCUCAAACCACUUCAACACAACUCAAUACGACACUUCUCUUCAUCAAGGACCAAACCACUCCAAGAAAAAACAAAGAUGAUCAUAAACGUUAGAGAUUCGACAAUGGUGCGGCCGUCAGAGGAGGUUACACAGCGGACGGUGUGGAAUUCCAACGUUGAUUUGGUGGUACCGAAUUUCCAUACACCAAGUGUUUACUUUUAUAGACCUAAUGGUGCUUCCAAUUUCUUUGAUGCCAAGGUUCUUAAAGAAGCUCUUAGCAAGGUGCUUGUCCCGUUUUAUCCAAUGGCUGGUCGUCUUCGUCGUGAUGAAGAUGGUCGUGUUGAGAUUGAUUGUGAUGGUCAAGGGGUGCUCUUUGUCGAGGCUGACACCGGUGGAGUCGUUGAUGAUUUUGGAGACUUUGCUCCCACGCUUGAGCUCCGCCAGCUUAUCCCAGCCGUUGAUUAUUCGCGCGGAAUCGAAACAUAUCCCCUUCUUGUAUUGCAGGUAACAUAUUUCAAAUGUGGAGGAGUCUCACUUGGUGUUGGUAUGCAACAUCAUGUAGCAGAUGGAGCUUCUGGUCUUCAUUUCAUCAAUACAUGGUCAGAUGUAGCUCGUGGCCUAGACGUUUCCAUGCCACCAUUCAUUGACCGGACACUACUCCGUGCCCGCGAUCCUCCCCGACCUGUUUUCGAUCACAUCGAAUACAAGCCUCCACCAUCAAUGAAGACUCAUCAACAACCAACAAAACCAGGCUCAGAUGGUGCAGCAGUUUCGAUUUUCAAAUUGACUCGCGAACAACUCAACACAUUGAAAGCUAAGUCCAAAGAAGCCGGCAACACAAUCCACUACAGUUCUUAUGAGAUGUUAGCCGGACAUGUUUGGAGAAGUGUCUGCAAAGCAAGAUCAUUACCUGAUGAUCAAGAAACCAAAUUGUAUAUUGCAACCGAUGGACGGGCAAGGUUGCAACCUCCUCCUCCACCAGGUUACUUCGGCAAUGUGAUAUUCACAACAACACCUAUAGCUAUAGCAGGUGAUCUCAUGACGAAACCAACAUGGUAUGCUGCAAGUAGAAUUCACAACGCGUUGUCGCGAAUGGACAACGAGUAUUUGAGAUCAGCUCUUGAUUUUCUUGAGCUACAACCUGAUCUUAAGGCUCUUGUUCGCGGUGCACAUACUUUCAAGUGUCCGAAUCUUGGUAUUACUAGUUGGGCUAGGCUUCCGAUACAUGAUGCUGAUUUUGGUUGGGGAAGGCCUAUUUUCAUGGGACCUGGUGGGAUUGCUUAUGAAGGGCUUUCUUUCAUAAUUCCAAGCUCAGCAAAUGAUGGAAGUUUAUCUGUGGCAAUUGCUCUUCAGCAUGAACAUAUGAAAGUGUUCAAGGACUUCUUGUAUGAUAUUUGAAGAUACAAAAUGUCACUUGGAAUACCACUAAGUUUCUAAGGUGGCAUUUUGUUUCCUAGUUUUUUGUUUUUCUUUAGGUACUUUUGGUGAACUAUAUGCAAAUGUUAAUGUUAAUGGGACUUGUUUCAGCUUCUAUAAUCUGUAAACAAUUUAAUUUGAUAUGUUGCAGUUAGCACAAGACUUCAAACAUUUGGAUACCUGUUACUGGGUAUUGUAGUUA
Medicago truncatula (barrel medic) is the source of this 1705-nucleotide messenger RNA. RefSeq names its product shikimate O-hydroxycinnamoyltransferase. Gene Ontology annotation, molecular function: acyltransferase activity, transferring groups other than amino-acyl groups. The transcript is spliced from 3 exons. The coding region runs from base 184 to 1485 and encodes 433 amino acids. NCBI's taxonomy places the organism in Eukaryota, Viridiplantae, Streptophyta, Magnoliopsida, Fabales, Fabaceae. The record is from RefSeq and is a predicted model, not a curated record.